Molecule: messenger RNA, 5775 nt
Organism: Dryobates pubescens (Downy woodpecker)
Lineage: Eukaryota; Metazoa; Chordata; Aves; Piciformes; Picidae
Gene: DCP1A
Product: decapping mRNA 1A
Exons: 10
Coding region: 109-1869 (586 amino acids)
Biological process (GO): deadenylation-independent decapping of nuclear-transcribed mRNA; deadenylation-dependent decapping of nuclear-transcribed mRNA; positive regulation of catalytic activity
Cellular component (GO): P-body
Molecular function (GO): mRNA binding; enzyme activator activity
Source: RefSeq, a predicted model, not a curated record
ACGGCAGGCGCGGCGCUCGACGUUCCGGCCGGCGGCAGGGACGGGUGCGCCGGUGACACCGCACGGCUGCUUCUUGCCCUCCCCCGCGAGUGGCUGCCGGGAUCCAAGAUGGAGUCGGUGAGCAGAGCGGGGCAGGAGAUCAGCUUGGCGGCUCUGAAGCAGCAUGACCCAUAUAUCACCAGCAUCGCCGACGUGACCGGCCAGGUAGCGCUCUACAGCUUCAGCCCAAAGGCCAACGAGUGGGAGAAAACCGACAUAGAAGGGACCUUAUUUGUAUACAAAAGGUCAGCUUCGCCUUAUCAUGGUUUUACGAUAGUGAAUCGACUGAACAUGCACAACCUGGUUGAACCAGUAAAUAAAGAUUUGGAGUUCCAGCUCCAUGAACCUUUUCUUCUCUACAGAAAUGCUAGCUUGUCAAUUUACAGUAUAUGGUUUUAUGACAAGAAUGACUGUCACCGAAUAGCAAAACUCAUGGCUAAAGUGGUAGAACAAGAAGCUCAAAGAUCGCAGCAAGUUUCCCAGGACAGAAAAAGUCCCAGCAGAACCAAUGGCUGUAAUGAAAGCAGGCCCAUUGACAUACUGGAAAUGCUUAGUAAAGCCAGGGAUGAAUAUGAACGAAAUCAGGUCAGUGAUUUAAGUGUUACAUCAAGUUCUGGAAUGCAACAAAAUGCAAACCCUCCAAAGCCAGAAAGCACGGAGCCUUCAGAACAAAAAACUUCAUUACAAGUGCAAGAGCAGCCAUUCCUGUCAAGGCAGAAGCAUCUGACUUUGGAGGAACUCUUUGGAACCUCUGUACCAAAGGAACAGCCCACAGCUCCGUAUCCCAAUCCUGAGAGACUGGAGAAGUUGCAGAUGGACACCUCUGCCAGAGAGCAGCACAGUUUGCUUUUGCCUUUUUCCUUUGACCAGUCAACAGUAAUGCAGCAAUCCCUAGGGAAGUCUGAAAGUCCCAGCGUUAAAAGCAGUGCCAAUCCUUUGACUCAUCAGGAAUGUCUAACACCUAUGCUAAUACCUCCAGCGUCAGUCUCCCAGCCUGAUAUCAAAAAUGUUUCAAGCUAUUCGGUUCGUUUAAGCCCUGUUCUUAAUUCAGCCUCAGCAGUGGAAGCUGGCUCUGUUCAGAUGCUUCCUGGCCUAAAACAAAACAACAGUAUAAUUCAAGUUAUGCAGCAAGCUGCCAAGCAGAUAUCCCCACUAGUGAAUCAGCCGCCAUCUGAAGUGAACCACGCUCCUCAAAACCUAAUGGCUGGUCAAAGCCAGCUUAUAGCACCCUUGACACCAACAAACACAGGAACUGUCUCAAAUACAUCCCAUACAAGUGUUGAUCUUCUUCAGAAACUCAGGUUGACCCCACAGCAUGACCAAAUGCAACAGCAGUCUCUCACUAAGACUUCCUUAACACCAAACAUCUCUGCCUCGAUUGGCCAGCUUGCAACACCAGAAAGCUUCAAAGAAUCUCACAGUAAGCCAUCAGUCUUGAACAGCAAGAUAAUCUCUCCCCUUCAGACUGUACAACAAAACAAAGACUCCGAAGUAUUUUCACAGCCGAAGACGCUGUCUAAAGCAAGUCAAGUUGCACCUCCACAGUUUGUUACAGCGACGACUACAGUAACAUCUUCGGUCCUCUUGUCUCCUAGUGUUUUUCAGCAAUCAGCUACAAAAGCCACUGAAGUGGAGAAUAAAGCGAGUUCUUCUUCACCUUUAACACUUGGAACACCAGAAGUUCAGGCUAUACCUCCUACUGUUCUCAGUAGGUCUCAGCUUCAGGAAGCACUGAUACAUCUAAUAAAGAAUGAUUCCCGUUUUCUCAGCACUAUUCAUGAAGUCUACUUGCAAGUCCUAACCAAGAAUACGGAUAACGUUAAACUAUAAUCGAAGCUAAACCUACUUAAAAUAUAUCCAUUUUAGAAACAAUUGCGCCUCGUCUAUAAAACUAAUAUUUUUGUAAAAGAAUAUUUAGUUUUCAACGUCUUGAAUUUCAACCUGUUAGGAAAGACUAUUCCUUAAAUACUUAUGAAAGUAAUGUUCUCAGACGUGAUCUAGGUUUUCACUGUGAUCAUCACCAGCAAACCUUUGUUUUUACUGGGAGGGAACUUAAGUUGCAUUUGAGCUCUCUCAUUAGCAUUAAGUGAAUGUGCAAAUGUUUGCUCUGGCUUUCAUUCCGAGCUGUAUUUACUGUUCAAGGAUUUACAGACUCAAUGUUAUUUAAACCAGCAAAUACAUAGUGCAGUACACUACACCAUGCCGGAACAAAAUUCAGUUGUGGGAACCUAGUUCCAGUUUGAAAGACUGAGGGAAAAGGAGAUCACAAUGUCUUGUACUUAAGGUGCAGAUGUGGGGAAGGAACAGAUCUGGAACCCAGACCUUUGGAGCUAAAUCUAUAGUGAAAGGUUUAAAAGUGUGAUUUACUUAAUACAUUGACAGUCUCUAGCUAAUGCAUGUGAAUUCAUCUUUUAAAUAUUCCAUUAAUCUUACUUGCUUCUGUGUCACCACCAUUAAAAAGGUAUCCAAAUAAUGCCAUUUUCUCUAAAGAGGCAACAUUUGAAAUAUGCAAAAUCCUCAGUGAUUGUAUCUUUUUUUUUUCCUUUGUUUUUGUUUUUAAAGCAACAGAGUUGCAUGUCAAAGUUCUCUUGUUUAAAAUUUACACUUAGGAGACCACUACUGCAAGACGAUCCUCUUCCUGUUCAGCAGUGUUUGAUAUAGUUUAAACACUUUGUUACCCUUGUAGCUUACUGAUGGACCAUGUCAUAGUUGGCGUUCAUUCCUCAGUUGCCUUGGAACUGCAGUGUUGGAAACUAUGCAGAUGGGGAACAAAUGUGUGCUUUUCUUCUGGUGCCCUCUUCAUAGUUUGAAGUUUAGUUAAAAUGUUAUCACUUCUUAAAUGUGAUUUAGUAAUUCACUAUUAAUGAAUGUGAAUUUAACUGGAUACUUUCCCAUUUGAAAUCAGAAAAUUUCUAAUUAUAGUUUCUUAUGCUGCUGUGUUGGUUUACCCAUGGCUUGUAUUUAUUUCUUAAAGGCAUGCAAAGGUAAUUAUUAAGACUUCAGGUCCCAACUUUCUCCAGCAAUAGUAGUUUUAGGGGAUGCUUUUCCAGUAGAAAAGUUUUCGUUCAUUGAGUAAAAAGAUAAUCUGUAGUGAGUUAUGAUGCGCUGCUUCUUUCUUUUCCCUCAAGCACUAUUGAAAUAUGAAGAAAAAAAAUUGUUUGGCUCCUUACAACAUAUAUGUAUGUGUGUAUAUAUAUAUUCUAAGGAUUAGUUGAUGUUGAGGUAGUCAAGUUGCAUAGUCAUUUCAUUGGAAACUAGUAACUGAGCUUUAACUGUGGCUUGUUCACAAACUGGUAUGUUUUAAUUACAACAGAUAUUUACAUUUUUAUGUAUUUGAUCUAUUUUAGGUUUUUUUCAUAGCUUUUUUAGUGGAAAAUAUAUUUUGUUUAGCACUACCUGCCUUCUGAAAAGCUCUUCUCAGCCCUUGAAUCUAGAUUUCCCAGUUAAAAUAUAUAGUAUUUUGUUAGAAAAAUGUGCAUGAUUCAGGGAAAGAUGCUAAUGUUGUGCACAUUGAUCAAGAAAUACAUUGGCUUUAAUGGUAGCAUUUGAAUUCAGCAAUAUAAAUUCAACCUUGUUCAGGAAGAUAGGAGCUUCCUACAUAAAUUCUAGAGCUAUAAUUCUGUGUAUGCACGUAAACAAUGAGACUCAAAUUAGAUCCAAGGUCUAAACUGAUCUGUUUUGUUGGGUUUUAGUAAAAGGUGCGCAAAAAGGGACAAACCAAUGAGCAGUUCCUGUGAACAAAAAUGGAUAACCAGAACCAAAUAGAGUUGCUUUUUAUCUGGAUUUAGCAAAAAUGAAGUCUGUAAUUUCUUCUUAUGCACAGCUUCCAGUUUCUUCAAAGGAAGAUUUGAUAAAAGUUUCCAAGAACAGAAGUAUAGGAAGCUGAUAGUGCAGAUUGGUACUGUUUGCUAAAUACAGUCAUAUCCAAAGAUCUAUAGAAACCAUAGAAAGGAGUUGUGUAUUGAAUUCUUUAGUCAUAUACAGCUGACAAAAUACUGUUUAGAGUAGCAGUGCUUUUCUUAGAGCUUGACUCUACUUUGAAUAUCCUUAACAUGUUUCCAGACGCCCAGUAACUGCCACAAGUAGUUGGCAGACCCUUACUUUUCUUUUUGUAGUGUACUAGUAAGAAUACAUAAUUGGUUUCCUUUCCCCUUCCCAACUUUCAAAAUGAAUGGGAAAAGAAACAAAGUUGAAGUCAUAGUUACUAGGUAGGCAUUUCUACCACAAGCAAACCUGUUCGCUUAGAACAAAUGUGCAGGUGUUCAGCCUCUCUGUGUAGCCAACAGACACUGGAAUCAACCUAGAUGUCAUCCAGCACACCACAGAAAUCUAUGACAAGUGCCAGGAUAGUGAGUUUAACAGCUAAACCUCUUCAAUAAAAAGUUGCAUUGUAAAACACAAGCUCAAUGACUGCGUAAAAUUUGAAUUAUUCUUGCUAAAUGUGGCCUGUGUUAUUCAGCAACUUUUUUCCUAAUUAUUUCAACUUUCUGUAUACAUUUUAAAUUACCAGCUUGUUGAAGUGCUUGAUUCGUGUUAUCCGCAUGUAGGGAUAACUAGUGUGUAGCAAGUUACUGUGGGUCAGCAGAGCAAAUGAACUGUGACCUUUUUCAAGCGAUUUAAAUAAAAAAUACUGGCCCAAUGAGAUUUUACCUGUUAGCUAUGAGAAUUGAAAGAGUAUCAGUUCAGACUAUACUCUCCAAAUUAACUGUAUUAUUGAAGUAUGUGUUUUGUGGCUAGCAUUGAUUCGCAUUAGGAAAAAAACCAAACAAAGAAACAAAAGAACAAACCAAACUCAAAGUUAAUCAAAGAUGGUUUAAACCUACAGCUGCUUGUUCAGGAAAAUCAAAAUUCUCAGUUUUGUAGUUACACUUUAUCUGCUGUUAUUAAAUAAUACAAGGUUUAUAUGAAAGGUGCCUAACAGCUAUUAACUUAGAAGCAGUAUAUCUUUCCAAAUUAAACCAGACUUUAGAAUGAUUGAAAAAAGUUAAACUUGAGUGAUUCAUCUUAAUUUCAUAUGAAAUGUUUAAUUCUGUGUAUAAAUACUCAAUAUAUUUAAACCCUUGCCAGAUAUAUCUCAUUUUUGCUUGCAUUUCUAAUCGCCUCAUUUCGGUAUAUUUCUGACACCACAUGUAGACGCUGAUACAAUUUCUGAAAUAUUACUGAAAACAAAUUUUAAUUUGGGACUUCUUGUUUCUAAACAAAUUGGCCACAUUUUGCCAGGUAUUUGGGUUGCUUUGUACAGCAUAUCUUAACAGGAGGAAUGUGUGCAAUAUGUAUCACCUCAGUUUUGUCUGGCAACGUUACAAAAAUGUUAAGAUGCAAUAUCUUCCUUUCACUUCAAGUAGGAAAAGUUGCAGUAUCUCUAAUUUGGCAGUGUAUUUAUUCCUAUCUAUUCAGUGUAUGGGCAUAUGGUUAGUUAAGGGGGUUUUUUAAAUGUACAUUAUGUGCUUUUAGUAAUUUUUGAGUUUUAUCAUUUCUGUGGAUGCACCAGUUGUAUCCCUUUUUGCAGGGGGGCUUCAGGAAAGAUUUCUGGAAACCGGAAUGAGAAUAAUUGUAAGUCAGCAAAUUUAGAUACUGCAUCAUUAACGUUUUUGUUAUGGUAUGGAUUUUAUAGCACCUAUGUUUGUUUGCAGUUAUUAAGUUAUUGCAUAAAUGUUUAAGAAUGAGCAUUUUUUCAUCCAAAAUUUUGUAUGUUUGCAAAUAUAUUUUUGUAAUAAAACUUCAAAACAUGUUUCA